AUGCCAGCAAGCCAGAUCGGCCGUCGUCACCAUUCUCUGCCCAGCGGGCAUGAGGCAGUGGAGGGUAUAUCGAGGACAGAGGGACGCAGUCGUGUUGAAUUGUCGCGACCACGAUCUAGAUCCACUACCAACGUCAACGUAUUCGACAGCGUCAGCCACGCGUCGCGACAUGGAUCGGGAUCGGGCAGCAUGAGGGAGCUUGAGGAGUUUUGCCGCACAACGGGGCCAGCGCCCAAACGUAACUCGUCGCCGGAGGCGAGGCGGUUGGGGUGGUCGAUACAGGGGCUCCGUAAACCCAAGAGGACAAGGUCGCAGCCCCCCGAUAUCGCCGUGCCCGAAACCACAGCAUGCGGGCACCGCUACAUUGCCAUAUCCACUCCUAUUCCGAAGCACCAUUACGGUCCCUGGUUUCAAUCCCAGUACCCCGUUUUCCCCCUCGGGCCUUCAGCCUGGGAUAUGGAACACCAGAAACGGCCCGAGACGACGUUAGCAACGGGGCCGGCGGGUGCCGAUGCUAGAGGGGCCUCCCUACAGACGCAAGCUGGAUACGGAGGCGACGGACCUGGCCAGCAACCCUGCCCGAGACCAUCAUCGAUGGCGGCACUCGAAGAAGGAAACGAACCACCCGGGCCGUCGGAGAGGACACUGCCGGAAUUGGGUUCAGUAUCUGAUGGGGCCACUGUUGUUCGAUUGGUAGACCACGGCUUUGCAGGUCAAGAUCGUGAUCCGAAACUAUUAGACGCAACAGAGACGCCGUUGCAGCGAUCGAAGAUGGUGCGGUGGGAAGACGAGGAUGAUCCGAACCGUCUGCAAUCGACGGCCCAGCCCCUUGAGACAUCACCAAGUCUUGAUUACCAGCGUCCGGAGGUCAUAGGGACACCAUCAACGUCGCUGGCAACUUCACUGCCCCACGAGCAGCAGUGGCCCCCUCUGGGGAGGAGCUCCCAUCACGGUCCGCCACGACCUUCCCGACUGUCGUCGAGGAAACCCUCCAACGUGAGCAUCCACUCGGACCACUCCACGUUGGCCGUACCUAGGGAGUAUGUGCUACCUGAGUCGCCUGGGUUUCCGAACAUGCUAGCGACCAUGACAUUCCCUGAGCCGCCGAAAAGCUCGAGAUCCCCUUCUUCGGUCAAUGACAUCGGCAUGCAUGCUUUUACUUCAGUUGCUGCGCACGCGGCACCUUCGGGUCAAGUUCACAUGCAGGAGCGACAAGUUCGGAGGAGUCCUAACACGCCUGAUAUGCCAGGACUUGCCAGCAAAACGAAGCCUGCCAGGGGGCUUGUUUUCCCAUUCGAACUGGGUCAAACCGUACCGCCCAGAUGCGCAGUCGCAGACAAACAACCGCGGCAGUUGGCUGUAGCAGCAGCAGCAGCGCCCUCCAUAGCGUUCACAUCAAAUGGCCAUGAAUACAUGGGCAUUCCCACGACCCCAACCGAACGGCACCAGAAGUCCGACACGACGAGGGGUUCGUCUCGCCAGUCGAACAAGAGUGGGGUGGGAAGCUUUUGUGCCAUGGCUGUUGCCACGAGUGAGAGAACCGAGCAGCAAGGAAACGUUUCUAGGUCCGACACACGUACGUCUACAUCAACCAUCUCGCACCACGACCCGGAGCAUCGGUCCCAGGGCAUCGGUGUACAGCGCAUGGUCCGGAAGGCCAAGGUCCGGCACUACAAGAAGCGUGACCUUGAUGCAACUCGAUCUAGAGCCCUUGAUUCCCCGGUCCUAGGUCGAUUUCCAGGUGAUGCCCUCCGGGCACUGGUAUUAUCACAGCAAGAAUCGUCAGGUCUGACACAGGGCCCACGAAGGCCCUCGACUCGGAGCGUCGAUACAUCCGCAAACCAAACAGCCUUCCGUACUCACGGCCAGGCAAUCAAUGAGCCACUCUUCCCUGCUUCUACCCGUGAUCUGCAAAUGACCACGGAGCCUGAGAAGCAACGGCGGACUUCGCCUGCGCAGUUGACGGUUUCCCCGAUAAUGGGCACUGGGAUACAACCGCAAUGCCCAGCUGUUGCUGCUAUGAUGCCGACAGAUGAGAUCACCAUGUCGCCAAUAAUGGUUGUUGCCAACGUCGCAUCAAGCAUCGGCUCAUCCACUGACGCAUGUACCCUUCGACGCCUUUCUCUGGUGAGGCCAGAUACUCCGGCGGCUCCUACACCGCCUCCGAGAUCAGCAAACAGGCCAAAACCGCUCAAGAUCACGAUCAGUCGGAAUCCGUCGACCGGGGCUAUCGAGCGUACAACAUCCGCCGACUAUCGACUCAAUCGUCAUAGUCUUAUCGUUAUGCCAACAUCGCCGCUAUCACCUGGAGUGCUCCAGUCGCCGAGGCGCAUGUCGUUCCCACCGAAGCAUAACUCUCAUGCCCAGUUGCGUGAGUUGUCGAAGCCGGCGUUAGAACCUCGGCGGCAGGACUGGCACGAGCAGGAGAACAGAUGGCGAAACGCAGCAUUGAAGGAGCGGGUCAUUCGAGAGAAGCUUGAGAAAGAGAAAGAGAUUUCUGAUAUUGUUACGAAGACAGUUGGUUUGCCUCCGAAGCAGGCGGGGUGCGACGAGGAGCCGGCCACGCAAUACCAGGAACAGCAUACGGCGGAAAAGACAGAGCGGCAGUUGAAGAGGCUGGAGAAAAUCAACGGUGCAUGGUUGCAAGCGAUGAAGCCCUUGUUGGAGAAGAUGGGCAGGACUCUGGACGACAUGCGUGCAGACGGCACACGGAGCGGUCUGACGAUGAGCGAUUUCAUCGUUGACAUGCAAGCUGAGGCCAGGCGGUUCUCCUGCUACAGUCAGCAGGUGGCCCCAGGAGACGCCGCUCAAGAAUUGUCACUCGAGGACUCAGACAGUGGGGGCAGACCUCUGCGGCCGCCUAUACUGGUAGCAAGUGAAGACCGUACGCCGCAUGAACGAGAGGCUGAGGCUCGAGCGGCUGUCAAGCGACGCAUGCGGCAACAGGAGGCUAUGAUGGAUAACCUGUUGGAGCGGUGGGGUUUGCCAUCUCCCCGGGCGAAGAAUUGCAUCCAGGACGAGCGACCCAUGCUAGCAAUGGGGUUCAUAUGGAUGCCGGAUCGAGCCCAUUAUACCCGCUGA
Anthostomella pinea is the source of this 3081-nucleotide messenger RNA. The record is from the annotation of a GenBank genome assembly. NCBI's taxonomy places the organism in Eukaryota, Fungi, Ascomycota, Sordariomycetes, Xylariales, Xylariaceae.